ACUGUUCCCUCUUUCUCCAAGGCCAUUUCUCUGCAGCUCUUGGCCUUGACAGGUGCUAGUGUCCGUGCCUGUCACGGGCGCAUUCUGACUCGGGCCCUUCUUCUCUCUGGAGACUGCCUAUGGCUAGGGACCGAGUGAGGUCGUUGCCUUGACGACGACAGCAUGCGGCCCGCGGUCCUCGGAAGUGUGAGCCAAUCUGCCUCCUUGCCUGCUUCACCUAGGACCCGUAACUGCGUCCACAGAGCAAAUCCCGAUAUUGGGAUUGCUACUUUGCUAGUCAGCAUCUUUUAGAUCUGCUAGCGAGAUGCAUAUCACCUCCAAUUUGUUUCCAAGUUGAAAACCUUUGGCUCUUUCCAUGUGAAGGGUGUGGAAGAAAUACAAGAAAAUUCCUACUGGUUUUAAGUUAAAAUGGAAAAAUAUGAGAACCUGGGAUUGGUUGGAGAAGGGAGUUAUGGAAUGGUGAUGAAGUGUAGGAAUAAGGACAGUGGAAGAAUUGUGGCCAUUAAGAAGUUCUUAGAAAGCGAUGAUGACAAAAUGGUUAAGAAAAUUGCCAUGCGAGAAAUCAAGUUACUAAAGCAACUGAGGCAUGAAAACUUGGUGAAUCUUUUGGAAGUCUGUAAGAAAAAAAAACGUUGGUAUCUCGUUUUUGAAUUUGUUGACCACACGAUUCUUGAUGACUUGAAACUAUUUCCAAAUGGACUAGACUAUCAAGUAGUUCAAAAAUAUUUGUUUCAGAUUAUUAAUGGAAUUGGAUUUUGCCACAGCCACAACAUCAUACACAGAGAUAUAAAGCCCGAGAAUAUCUUAGUCUCUCAGUCUGGCGUUAUAAAAUUAUGUGACUUUGGGUUUGCACGGACACUGGCAGCUCCUGGAGAGGUUUACACUGACUAUGUGGCCACCCGAUGGUACCGAGCUCCAGAACUGCUGGUCGGUGAUGUCAAGUAUGGCAAGGCUGUUGAUGUCUGGGCCGUUGGCUGUCUGGUCAUUGAAAUGCUCAUGGGGCAGCCCCUGUUUCCGGGAGAAUCUGAUAUUGACCAGCUGCAUCAUAUUAUGACAUGUUUAGGUAAUUUAAUUCCAAGACACCAGGAGCUAUUUUAUAAAAAUCCUGUGUUUGCUGGAGUAAGAUUGCCUGAGAUCAAAGAUACAGAAACAGAACCCCUUGAGAGUCGCUACCCUACGCUCCCUGAAGCUGUGAUAAAUUUAGCAAAGAAAUGCUUGCAUAUUGACCCAGACAAAAGGCCCUUCUGUGCUGACCUUCUACACCAUGAUUUCUUUCAAAUGGAUGGAUUUGCUGAGAGGUUUUCUCAAGAAUUGCAGUUAAAAAUAGAGAAAGAUGCCAGGAAUAAUUUUUUACCUAAAAAAUCUCAAAACAGAAAGAAAGAAAAGGAUGAUGCCUUAACUGAAGAAAGAAAAACACUUGUGGUACAGGAUACCAAUGCUGAUCCCAAAACUAAGGACUCUAAAGUGUUUAAAAUAAAAGGAUCAAAAAUUGACAAUGAGAAAGCUGAAAGAGCAAGUAGAGCUUCAAAUGCCAGCUCUCUCCAUGACAACGGGACAAGCCACAUCAAAGGCCUGGCUUCCACAAGCCUCAGAGAUUGCAGCAACGUCAGCGUUGAUCACGCACGGAAUGCAGGCAUGGCGAUUCCUCCACUCACACACAACCUUUCAGCGGUUGGUCCAGGAAUUAAUGCUGGGACUAUUCCUGGGGUUCAGAGUUACAGAGUGGAUGAGAAAACUAAGAAAUACUGUAAUCCAUUUGUUAAACCAAAUCAACCUUCUGCGUCAGGGAUGUAUAACUCAAAUGUGAGCACCCCCGUCUCUAGUGAAAAGUACCUCCUCCAGGCAAAUAAGAAAAGGAAGGAGUACUCCAAAGCAGAAGUGCGAUUGCCUGAACUAAGCUAUAGCCAUCUCCCUGAGCUGAGAGCUUUAGAAGGCAUAGCUCGAAAUUCUCGGCUAAUAAAGAAAGAGAACAAAUCUCUUUCAGAAACUCGAAUUCCGUCUCUGGCCGCCAUUGACCUGCACGCGUCCAGUAUUGCAUUGCACCAGGGCUCAGGAUCGCCCCUGUCAGAUGAUUCUGAGGACGAUUUGCCUUGGAUGGAACACCAGCACUGAGACUCAUUUUAAUCCUGAACAGGAUGCUGCCAGCACUUGAGAUGACGUCCUCUUGCACCCAGAGCACUGACGCCCUAGAAGAGAUCUGCGCUUUGAUGUUUCCUUCUGGACUGCCUACGUUGCCUAAGUAAGACAUGCUUUGCCGAAGAAGGCAAGAGGGACUUCAAAUACUUCAAAGGAAGAUUGAACAAGUGCGCCCCCUGCUGUUAGCCCUUCACCUCUUCACCCUAUCGAUGCUGUUUGAGAUAUGUCUAUGGGAGAAUAGUGAUAUGGUCCUUGUUACAUGAAAGUGUAUUUGAUAUUAGUAGAUUGUGUAUUUAAAGUUAUCUGAGAUUAAAAGUGAGUAAAAAAAGGAGAGAAUCAUUAUAAAAGGUCAUGUUUUUAUGCAUUGAACUUUGUGUAUUAUAUACAUAAAUAUUUACAGUUGAAGAGUAUGAAAAAAGCUAGUAAGAGAAAAGUUUUCUGCACUUUUAACUGCAAGAACGCAGUUUCAAAGCUUGCUUCCUUGGCAGUAAGGUGCUGUGCAACUGCUGUCUCUGGGUAGUUGUGCUUUCUGUCAUCACUGCCGACAGCCUGCUCUCCACUCAUCUAAGAACUGUCCUGUGCACAUCUGGCAGAGAGCCCUUCUGUCACUAACAACUUUACUGUUGGGUGGUCUUCUGUAUUGAGAGAUUCUGGUGCUGAUGUUCUGCCUGAAAGGACAUGUUUGAAGCGGUGUGGAGAGUUUUGUG
Acomys russatus (golden spiny mouse) is the source of this 2843-nucleotide messenger RNA. RefSeq names its product cyclin dependent kinase like 2 (gene Cdkl2). Bases 409 to 2112 code for a protein of 567 amino acids. The record is from RefSeq and is a predicted model, not a curated record. Gene Ontology annotation, cellular component: nucleus. Lineage: Eukaryota; Metazoa; Chordata; Mammalia; Rodentia; Muridae. The transcript is spliced from 14 exons. Gene Ontology annotation, molecular function: ATP binding; cyclin-dependent protein serine/threonine kinase activity. Gene Ontology annotation, biological process: protein phosphorylation.